Grus americana (Whooping crane) is the source of this 1562-nucleotide messenger RNA. RefSeq names its product motilin receptor (gene MLNR). Gene Ontology annotation, molecular function: G protein-coupled peptide receptor activity. Gene Ontology annotation, biological process: G protein-coupled receptor signaling pathway. The coding region runs from base 1 to 1074 and encodes 357 amino acids. The record is from RefSeq and is a predicted model, not a curated record. Gene Ontology annotation, cellular component: plasma membrane. The transcript is spliced from 2 exons. Lineage: Eukaryota; Metazoa; Chordata; Aves; Gruiformes; Gruidae.
AUGUGGGGCGGCGGCGGGAACGGCAGCGAGGGAGAGCCCUGGCCGUGGCCGCCCUGCGACGAGAGGCUGUGUUUGGCGCUGCCGGUGCGGGCGCUCGUCCCCGUUACGGCCAUCUGCCUGGGGCUCUUCGUGGUCGGUGUGGUGGGAAACGUCCUGACGGUGCUGGUCAUCCGUGGCUACCGAGACAUGAAGACCACCACCAACCUCUACCUGGGCAGCAUGGCUGUCUCGGACCUGCUCAUCCUCCUGGGGCUGCCCUUCGACCUCUACCGCCUCUGGCGCUCCCGGCCCUGGAUUUUUGGGCAGCUGCUGUGCCGCCUCUCCCACUACCUCAGCGAGGGCUGCACAUACUGCACCAUCCUCCACAUCACUGCCCUCACCGUGGAGCGCUACCUUGCCAUCUGCUUCCCCCUCAAGGCCAAGGUGGUCGUCACCAAGCGCCGAGUGAAGGCCGUCAUUGGCAUCCUCUGGGCUUUUGCCUUCCUCUCUGCCAGCCCCUUCUUCUUCCUGGUCGGUGUGGAGCAGCCUGACAACCACACUGACUUCAGCCGUGAGUGCAAACCCACCCCACAGGCUGUGGAGUCCGGCCUCCUGGCCACCAUGUUCUGGGUCACCACGUCCUACUUUGUCCUGCCUGUCAUCUGCCUCAACGUCCUCUAUGGCUUCAUCGGCCGGGAGCUGUGGCGGAGCAACGCCCGCCUGCGGGGCCCCAACACAGUCCUCCGGGAGAAGGGGCACCGCCAGACCGUCAAGAUCUUGGCUGUGGUGGUUCUGGCCUUUGUAAUUUGCUGGUUGCCUUUCCACAUUGGCAGGAUCAUAUUUAUAAACACCCAGGACACCAGGAUGAUGCUGUUCUCCCAGUACUUUAAUAUAUUCGCUCUGCAGCUUUUCUACCUGAGCGCAUCCAUCAACCCUAUCCUUUAUAACCUCAUUUCGAAGAAGUACAGGGCAGCAGCCUACAAGCUGCUCUUGCCACACCGAGCUGCAGGAAGGGCUUUCACAGUAACGAAAGACGCUGGUGGCUACACAGACACCAGUGCUAGCACAAGACACGAGUACGCCACCAGCUUCUGAGACUGCAGCCAGCGCUUUUCGAGACGUUCUCUGUAAAGGAAGGGAGUUCCUUUUCACAGGAGAGUCGCAAAAGGAUAGACAUUUGUCAGGCCGUGUGGUAUUUUGUAACCAUUUGUAUUCUGAAAUACUUGUAUUUUUGUUAACAGAGCAAGCAGGGACUAUAAAGUAGUGAGAAUGAUGUGCAACUCAUGAAAGGUAACUCAGUAGGAAAAGCUGGAGUAAAUUACCAGUAAACCCAUGGUUUCGAUUUAUUACAUGUUGUUCAUUGCAUGUGUUCUCGGCAAUUUCUAGUAUUUUCUAAAAAUCCUAACAUCAAGGACCACAAAGGAGGAGGGAGUUUGAGGUAGCAGUUCUGUUUGGGUGCAGUAAUGGGUAAAACUCCCAGACAGCCUUUGCCAUUUUAAAAUUGUUUUCUUAUAAACGAGAAUUUACAAAACACAGUCUUACAAGGACAUGGACGUGAAAGAAAUCGCCCACCACCCUGAACA